AUGAAGAGUUUAAGGCUAUCUAACUAUUGUUCCUUUAAAAAUAUUCUUGAUAAAAAGAAUAAUACGAACUUAAUUUAUUCUACAAAGAGUUUUUACGACGAAUAUAAUGAUGAAAAUGUAAAAACAGGUUCUUUUUUUUAUGCGCAUAAAUUUAGACGUUAUAUGUUACCUAUUUUGGGUAUACUGUACAUAAUAAUAUUGAAUUUAUUAAAUACUAAAGGAAUAUUGUCCAAUGAUAUACAAUGCAGUUAUACAUUUUCAAGGAAUUUGAGUGAGAAAGUAAUAGCAAAUGAUAAAUUUUUUAAAAAAUUAAAUAAACGAAAACUAAAAGUGUUAACUAAGAAUUAUGAAGAGAGUAUAAAAAAUUCAUUAAAAAAGAAAUUGGAUACUCAAAAAAAUGAUGUAUUCAAUAAGUAUCCAAAUAUAUUUAAGGAUUUAUUGAAAAGUAACAUAUGGAAACAAUAUGAAUUAACUCCAUAUAUAUUAACUCAAAAUGGAAUAUAUUUAAAUAAAUAUGAUCCUGAAAUAAAUAAGAAGAUUAUUUUAUUAAAUGAGGAAAAGGGGAAAAUGCGUAAAUUGGAUUAUAUUUUUUCGCUUGCAAUAAAUAACGAGAGGCUUAAAUUUAAUUUUUUAAGUGAAUAUUUUAGUGACGUUUAUUCUGAUUUAAGAAACAAAUACAAAUCACCUCUACAUUAUGCAAAGAAAACAUUUGAAGAACUAAAUAAAUUUGUUUAUAUAGGAAACAAAUAUGUUGGAAACAUAUGUAAUAAUGCUUUUAAAAAAUGGUUUAAAAAAAAUGAUCAUUUAAAUAUCAGAGAAUUUAACAUACUUCUUAUGGCAUGUAGGUUAUUAUGGAGAAAAACCUUAACAAAAAUAAAAGAAGAAGGCAAAGAGUGUCUUACUAAACCUUUUAAAGCUUUAGAUCUCGAAAGGAUAAGAUAUAAGGCCAAAGGUGGUAAUCAUUUGUUAUUUAAUGCUAAUGAAUUUUAUGAAAAGAACCCACUUUUAGUCACUUACAAAGACGCCAAUUUCCUUAAUUCUUUAAAAAAUCUAAAAAUUGAUUUAGAUGAAAACUCUCGUGAUGAAGAAGAGGAAGCAAAGAAACUAAAAGAAAGAGAUCAACAGUUAAUAAAAGAAAACCAAAAGGAAAUCCAGGGAAAUGCAGAUGCAGAUGCAAAUGCAAAUGCAACUACAGCUACAGCUACAGCUGCAAGUGCAACUGCAAAUAAUGACAAUGAAGAUUCUGAAAAUUAUGAUGAUUAUGAAGAUUAUGAUGAUUAUGAUGAUUAUGAAGAUUAUGAUGAUUAUGAAGAUAAUGAUGGUUAUGAAAAUCACGAUGGUAAUUAUAAUAAUGAUGGUUAUUAUAAUAAUGAUGGUUAUUAUAAUAAUGAUGGUUAUUAUAAUCAUGAUGGUUAUUAUAAUCAUGAUGGUUAUUAUAAUCAUGAUGGUUAUUAUAAUCAUGAUGGUUAUUAUAAUUAUGGUGGUUAUGAUAAUUAUGAAGGUUCAUAUCCAACACAACAGGGGAUAUAUAAUUCUUAUUAUGUAUAUGAAGAGCCAUUUACAUUAACCCGGGAAAUGCUGGAACACAUUGAAAAAACAGUUGAAGAAAAAGUAGAAAGAGAAGUUGAAAAGAGAGCUGUAGAAUCAGUUGAAGAGAGAAUGAGAAAAACGUUUGUAGAUGAAAUAAAAGAUAGAAGAUUAAAAAAAGUACGAUUUAAUAUAUAA
Messenger RNA from Plasmodium adleri (nom. inval.), 1725 nucleotides. RefSeq names its product Plasmodium exported protein (PHISTb), unknown function. The record is from RefSeq and is a predicted model, not a curated record. The coding region runs from base 1 to 1725 and encodes 574 amino acids. Lineage: Eukaryota; Apicomplexa; Aconoidasida; Haemosporida; Plasmodiidae. The transcript is spliced from 2 exons.